ACAGAGGGGACCGACUGAGGCAGAGGCAGACAGCCAGUUGGGCAUUUGCCAUUUAUUUUCUCUUUUCUUCAAUUUUUUCUCUCUCUUAUUUCCAGAAAGGAGGGAGAGUCUAUUGCACCUUUUUGUUUCGUGCGUAAACUGGAUAAAGGGUGUUUUAUCCCCCCCCCUCUAAAUUCUGCGGGGGGACCUCCAACUCUUUCAGCCUGAGCUGUCCAUUUGAGAGGUGGUGGUCUGGGUGGAGUUUUUCCUUUCCCCUUAUAAGCACAUCGGCCCCCCGCGGCGCUCGGAUUAAGUCCUACCAUGAGACGGCUUUUGGAGACGUGGGUCGCCGUGCUGACAGCUUGCGCGCUGGCCGGACGCGCCUCCGCGGGAUACGGGCUGAGCAUGUUCGCUGCGCAGUCCUCCCCGCCGGACCCGUGCUACGACGAGAACGGGAACCCGCGGAGGUGCAUUCCCGACUUCGUCAACUCCGCUUUCGGGAAGGACGUGCGCGUGUCCAGCACCUGCGGCGCGCCAGCGGCCCGCUACUGCGUGGUGACCGAAAAGGGCGAGGAGCGCACGGACGUUAAGCACGCGCGACGCCAGACCCCAAGAAGUCCACCAUCAUCUGACGACCCCACCAAUCGGAGAAUGCGCUGGUGCCGGAAAAUGAUGACCGGUCUGCAGAGUGAUCGCACGGUUACGUACCCGCUGACCGGCGGCCUGAUCGCCUUCAGCACCCUGGACGGACGGCCGUCGGCGCACGACUUCGACAACUCGCCGGUGCUGCAGGACUGGGUGACGGCCACCGACAUCAAGGUGAUCUUCAGCCGGCUGCACACGUUCGGCGACGAGAACGAGGACGACUCGGAGCUGGCGCGCGACUCCUACUUCUACGCCGUGUCGGACCUGCAGGUCGGCGGACGGUGCAAGUGCAACGGGCACGCGUCGAAGUGCGUCAAAGACCGCGAGGGGAACCUGGUGUGCGAGUGCAAGCACAACACGGCUGGGCCGGAGUGCGACAGGUGCAAGCCGUUCCACUACGACCGGCCGUGGCAGCGCGCCACGGCCCGGGAGGCCAACGAGUGCGUCGCGUGCCACUGCAACCUGCACGCCCGCCGCUGCCGCUUCAACAUGGAGCUGUACAAGCUGUCCGGCCGCAGGAGUGGUGGCGUCUGCCUCAACUGUCGUCACAACACAGCGGGGCGCCACUGUCACUACUGCAAGGAGGGCUACUACAGGGACAUGACCAAGUCCAUCUCUCACCGCAGAGCCUGCAAAGCGUGCGACUGCCAUCCGGUCGGAGCGGCGGGGAAAACGUGCAACCAGACGACCGGCCAGUGUCCCUGCAAGGACGGAGUGACGGGGAUCACCUGCAACCGCUGUGCCAAGGGUUACCAGCAGAGCCGCUCCCCCAUCGCGCCGUGCAUCAAAAUCCCCGUUGCAUCUCCAACAUCGACUUACAGCAGCUACGAGGAGCCGUCAGAUUGCGAGUCCUACUGUAAAGCCUCCAAGGGAAAAAUGAAGAUCACUAUGAAGAAGUACUGCAAGAAAGACUUUGCCGUCCAGGUUCACGUCCUCAAAGGCGACAAGGCAGGCGAGUGGUGGAAGUUCACCGUCAACAUCAUUUCCGUCUACAAGCAAGGCGGCCACCGCAUCCGCCGCGGGGACCAGCUGCUGUGGGUGCGCGCCAAGGACGUGGCCUGCAAGUGUCCCAAGAUCAAGCCCGGGAGGAAGUACCUGCUCCUGGGCUCGGACGACGACGCCCCCGGACAGAGCGGCGUGGUCGCUGACAAAGGCAGCCUGCUCAUCCCGUGGAAGGACCUGUGGAGCCGUCGGCUGAGGAAGUUCCAACAGCGCGGCAAGCGGGGGAAGUGCUAAAAUAAAAAUAAAUAUUGUGGGUGAGAGAGGAGGAGAGAGAGAGAUCGGUGCGACGCCUCCCGCCGGGAUCAAAAGGAGAAGAGACAGAUGAUGGAUUAACUGAAAUAGUCAUAAAUAAAAGGGACGAAAAAAUAAAGAAGUGAAGAGUAGGAGAAUUGGUGGAGACUGAGUGCUGCUGCUCUGAGCUGGAGGAAAAGAGAAAAAUGUUUUUAGGAACUUAUUUUUUGUGAGUGUGUGUGAAGGAGCUCACUCUACGGUUGUUCCGUUUCUUGGUCUUUGAGGUGUGUUAUAUCGUGUAAUUGCAGAGUUUGCACCUAAUUCCACAGACACGACUCAUACGAAACCCCUUUCUUAGGCCAUGAUGUCGCUGCACAACAACGCACUUCCCCGCCAAGCUGCAAAGCUCCUUGGGGGGAAAAAAAAACAACUGCUCUGGAGCAUCAUGGGACCGCACGCCCACGUAAGAAAGGUCGUUCCUGCAGAUCUGCCAAACCGUCGGCUACUUUUGCGAAACGUUUAAACCCGUUCUGCUGCCAAUCUCUGAGUGCCAUGUUUCCCGGGAACUUCCUGACCACGUAGGCGCGUUACCUCACUGGGCUCUGGGAACUAAGAGAGGCUUUCUUCUUCCAGUACAACUCUCUGCUCAGCUCUGACCUGCAGUUCAGGUGCAUCUGAAUAUAUUAAAGCAUCGUCGAAAAGUGAAAUCGGUUUGGUCUUUUAAUGCUAAGUUUAAUGGCUAAUAUUUCAAGUGUUCAUUUUGAUUAUCGUAAAUUACAGCUAAUCAAAAGCUAAGCUUAAGUGCUUCAGAAAAAUGUUAAUAUCACCUAAGAUAAGGGUAAUAAAACAAGGUUUUUAUAAAUGUUGACCUACUGAAAGUCAUGUCCAUGGAAUGUCAGAUACAUUCACUCAGUACUUGAGUUAGGAUGAUUUUACGGCUAUGCUAAGGUGUUUAAGGACUAUUAUUGUGCAAAACAAUAUAUAUUUUUUUUAACAUCAUGUUAAAAUGUUACUCCCUCACACUUUAGAUUUUUUUUUUCAUGCAUGUUUGAGAAAUCCUUUAAUCUCCCAUGGCAACCUUUCAGCGCCUGGAUGGACCUAGCCCCGCCUUCGAGACGAAGCUCCUCCUCAGACAUGUCGUUUCCAAGCUUCCGCCUGUCAGAGCAGGCCUCCCUCAAGACUCCCCUCACUCAGCUCCUUCAGACUAGCCGGCAGCAAUUAGCAAACACCUGGUGGAACUGAUCGAUCUGCUGAUCUCAUUACAAGAGCUGCUGCUCAGUGCAAUUUUGGUAAAAACGUCAUUAAAGGGUUAAUAGAGAAGCUGUGUUGUGGUAAUUUCCUGAAGGCGGAGUUUCGGAAAGACCAGGAGCUUCUUAAAGAGACAGAGGCCCCAUUUCAAGGCGUUAAAUUACAAAGUCAAAUCUGUUUUAAGUCACAUUUGAUUUAGCAUUUUUAUAGCAAUUGAAGUUAACAGUGUCUUUAUUGUGUUAUAAAAUGGCGAUAUAUGAAUGGAAAACACAAAAUGCUGCCCCUUUAAAACCCUUUUCUUAGUCGAUCUUAUGUGAUGUCACUUUUUGAGAAUCUUAGAUUUGACCUAUAAUAAGUAUUUCACAGAAUCUGAGUUUUACUUUUGAAACACCAAAUUCACUUUUCAACGAUUUUCCGAUUUAUUGCAGUGCACCUGCGAAAUAACUUAUGGUUGUGACCUCUGCAAUGUAAAGUAACUGUGUGUGUGUGUGUGUGUGUGUGUGCAUACGUCAUUGUUUUGAUCUGUUUGUUUUUUGUAGAAUAUGCCGAUUUUAUUACCUAGAUAGUAGAGUAGACGUGUCAACGAUGCACUUAUGGGUUCUUUUUUUUUCCCACUACCCUAAAGUUUUCAAACUUUUGGGAUACGUCCGCAAAAUGUUCCAAAUUUGUGGAAAAGAUUCGCGCCAGUCGCGUAGCUAGUCUGAAACCUGGCCUGCCUCUCAGACCAGCUGAUGUCUCACAGAAGAAUCUAACAACGGACUAAACUUCAUAACGUCUUUUAGAAACGCCACACGCUCACCUUUUACUGCAGCUCACAAGCCUGAUGACGAUUGUGGAUUAUACACAUUUAUUUUAAAAAACAUUCAGUGUUGAAAAGAAGAAGUAAAGAAAACUCUAUGGAGUGAUAAAAUGUCACAGAUGUUUGUUGUGUAAGUGCGUGUCAAGUAUUCAUCACCUCAAAGUGUCUUUAUAUUUUGACGAAGAGAUUCUUCUGUCUGUACUUGGUACUCGACGUAAAGGCAUGACUGAUUGUCUGUUUGUGAAAUAGCUGUAUAGUGUUACUUCCCUUCUUCCUCCCCUCUUGUUGUUAAACCAUUAACCUGCUAUUCUGUGUCUACAUGUGAACCUAACCCUUGUUUUCAACAUUAGAAGCUUAACGAGCGGAAAUUAAGAAGAAGAAAAGUCCGCGGAGUUGCGCCUCUGUACUCUGCGCAUCGCACCGUUUGUGUUUGACGGAAAUCUGAUUACAAAGACUCUGCGAGCAGGACUGGGCCGAAACGUUUCCUCCUUGUUUGUUUGUUUGUUUGUUUUAUUGUUGUUGUUUUUUUCCCCGAGCCUUGUCGCUGAAAGGUACUUUCCUACCAGACCGCUCGUUCUCCGUAAACAGAGCCCAACAAUUUUCUCCUCGUGUUUAUAUUCCGGCUUGUAAAUGUUGUUAGGAGUGUCCGAUGCAAAACGGUUGUGUAAUGUCUUGUAAUACUAAUAUAUUGUGUUUAUCAUAAAUGAAUAUAUUUAAUGACACAUGA
This is a messenger RNA of Gambusia affinis (western mosquitofish), 4631 nucleotides long. It is a transcript of the gene ntn1b, whose product is annotated as netrin 1b. Lineage: Eukaryota; Metazoa; Chordata; Actinopteri; Cyprinodontiformes; Poeciliidae. Gene Ontology annotation, molecular function: protein binding. The transcript has 7 exons. The coding region runs from base 301 to 1860 and encodes 519 amino acids. The record is from RefSeq and is a predicted model, not a curated record.